AGACAGCUCACAAGUAUAAAUUAGCAGAAUGAACCAAAUUAGGGUGCUCAUUAAUUAGUCAGCACUGUUCAAAUAUGGCCAGCAAAAUUAUGUACUUGGCUCUGGCCAUCUGUGCAACUACUGCAGUGGCCGCUUCAGCAAUCCCGGAGACCCGCAUCGUGGGUGGCUCCCCGACUACUAUUGAGGAGUUCCCUUACAUCGUCGCCCUUGUCUAUUUCUACCCAGGACCUGGAAUUUACGUCCAACGCUGUGUUGGCUCCCUAAUCUCUUCCUGGCACGUUUUGACAACGUCGUUCUGUUUUAUUGGAGCCAAUUUAAACUAUAUGCUCAUCCGAGCGGGAUCCACUAAUAGCUUGAACGGGGGUGUACUGUCAACCGUUCGAGACGUGAUCAAGCACCCUAACUACGUAGAGGCGCCUAGACAAGCAGACAUUGCAGUGGUUGUGCUCAACUUCCCCGUAUCUCCUAGCGACACUAUUGGAAUUUUAUACUUACCUCCCCUCAACUGGUACAUUCCCGACGGAACUUCCGUGAAGAUUGUCAGCUGGGGAUUCGAAUCGGAACAAGGACCUCAACUGGAGACGUUGAAAACCGUGAAUCUAAAUAAACUCCCUCUUGCCGACUGUCAAGCGGUUUACGCUGACAGCGAUGCCGUUGUCAUUGAGGACCCUGUGAUCUGCGCCAGUCAACCAGGACCUAUAGGAAUGUGUCUUGGCGACUCCGGAGCACCCAUGGUUAUACAAAACGUAGUUGUUGGUUUGGCGUCUUAUUACCAGGGCUGUGGUGACAACGCCUGGCCUGACGUCUUCACCAGAAUCGACAGAUAUACCGACUGGAUACUCGACGUCGCAGUGGCGCCCUCUGCUUCUUCUAACUUUACUAACGUUAAGGUAGCUGUUCCUACCAUAUAAAACUGUGAUAUUAAUAUUUAUUUCGAAUUAUUUAUUAUGUUUUUUUUUGGCGUGAAAGAUCUCAAAAAUCUAAAUUAUAUUUGACGAAAACAAGAUUUUAUAAAAAUAUUUUAUUCAAUAAA
This is a messenger RNA of Pectinophora gossypiella (pink bollworm), 1033 nucleotides long. RefSeq names its product trypsin, alkaline C-like. Gene Ontology annotation, molecular function: serine-type endopeptidase activity. The transcript is spliced from 5 exons. The record is from RefSeq and is a predicted model, not a curated record. Gene Ontology annotation, biological process: proteolysis. Bases 75 to 911 code for a protein of 278 amino acids. Lineage: Eukaryota; Metazoa; Arthropoda; Insecta; Lepidoptera; Gelechiidae.